Molecule: messenger RNA, 8152 nt
Organism: Pomacea canaliculata
Lineage: Eukaryota; Metazoa; Mollusca; Gastropoda; Architaenioglossa; Ampullariidae
Product: dual oxidase 2-like
Exons: 33
Coding region: 351-4931 (1526 amino acids)
Biological process (GO): response to oxidative stress; defense response; superoxide anion generation
Cellular component (GO): plasma membrane; NADPH oxidase complex
Molecular function (GO): heme binding; superoxide-generating NAD(P)H oxidase activity; peroxidase activity
Source: RefSeq, a predicted model, not a curated record
GCCUGGGAUUGAUACGGCGGACAGUUGGAGCAGGGGAAGAGGUGGUAAGAAAGUGAUCUACAUGCGAAGCGACAGACGCACUAGUGUCAUGGAGUGACAAAGGUUUGAACUUCAGGCGCGAAGUGCGUGCAAACGACUCCACGGCCCAACUUGUCAGAGGAACUGACUCCCCGUUGAAACACUUCUGCCUCCCGAGGGACCUCCAGGCAGCUCCCCCACCUCCUUGUUGACAGCUGACGACACCUUCAAGAGUCGAGAUCACCUUUACAUCCGACUUUGCGAUCAGUGUGCUAAAUAACACCAGCGUUUGCGACUUUUGAGUCGGCCGAGGAAACUAGAGGAGCUCACAAAUGAGGUGGAGAAGUAUUGUCAUCUCAGCAUGGACGUUUCUUUGUGUAUUCUCGGGUGGCUUUUGGGGAGAUGCUGCCAUGUCCGACCGUAACUGCACUUUCCAGAGGUUCGACGGCUUCCAUAACAGCAUCUUCAGACCUGAGCUAGGAGCCGCGGGUCGGCCCCUAGCCCGCAACAUUACGUCUGCAUAUGGGGACAAUACAUACAUGGCGUCGGGAGGUGAUCGUCCCUGCCCCCGAAAGCUAAGUAAUCUGGUGUUCAAAGGCAAGAGUGGGAUCCGUAACCGGCGAAACCUGACAGCUUUGUUCGCUUUCUUCGGUCAACUCGUGCAGCGAGAGCUGACGUCAACGGAUGACACCUCAUGCCCGCCAGAGAUUCUGGAGGUCAGCGUUCCACGUCAUGACCCCGACUUUGACCCUGACGGACGCGGGGACCGCAAGAUGCCGUAUGAACGACGUGCAUACGACAGAAGAACUGGGCAGUCUCCCAACAGCCCGCGACGCCAACUGAACAAGGCUUCAAGUUACAUAGACGGUAGUUUUCUGUACGGUAACUCCAUCGUGCGCACCUCCUACCUGCGGGAUCCCAACUCGGGGAAACUGGCGUGUCAGGACAAGCACUGCAUGUACCCGCUCCUCAACGACGUCAGGCUGCCCUUCCAGAUGUACCCGACCCGCAACAAGACGAUCCUCGUCCCGGAGACGCUUUGGCGGCUCGGCGACACCCACGUGUAUGAGAACCCCUGGUUGCUGUCGCUAAACUUGCUGUUCUUCAAAUACCACAACAGCGUUGCUGAGAGCUUGGCUCGCCAUCACCAGAACUGGACUUCAGACGAGAUCUUUGACAAAACACGCCACUGGGUCAUCGCCGUUUUACAGAAAAUCAUCAUGUACGACUGGUUGCCACUUCUCGUCAAUGAACCCGUCAAACCAUAUCCAGGUUAUAAUCCGUCGAUAAUCAGUGAAAUUACUGAUUUAUUUGAUGCCGCUGCCAUUAACUAUAUCAUGACGCUCAUCCCAUCCGCGUCAUACAGCCUCAGUCUAAAAAAGACGGAGGAAAAUAAGUGUAUAUUGAUGGGGCCUCAUCGCUUAUGCAACACCUACUGGAACUCCAAGGAAAUUUUGGAGAACUCUAUGCUGGGUACAAGUGAGUUUUUGCUUGGACUGACAGCUCAAUCUGCCGAAGCUGAUGACACAAUCAUUGUAGAGGAUCUGCGCAGUAAAUUCUACGGGCCGCUGUUCUACUCUCGCCAUGACGCCGUGGUGCUGACCAUCAUGAAAGGUCGAGACUACGGCCUCCCAGACUACAACACCGCCCGCCGCCACAUGGGCCUGCCACCCAUUGCCAACUUCUCCUGGCCGAACAGGACAACGGAAAGUCAAAAGCUAUUUGAGUGUCACAACAGUAUGGACACUGUCGACAUCUUUGUCGGGGGUAUGAUGGAGACCACUGCCGAGGGACCGGGUCCACUCUUCAAGUCGAUCAUCCUUGACCAAAUGUACCGCGUGCGUGACGGCGACCGCUUCUGGUUUGAGAAUACUGCCAAUGGGCUGUUCAGUGAAGAAGAAGUCGGGAUGAUCAUGAACACGACCCUGUCUGACGUCAUCAUGAACGCCACUGAAAUCAAGCUGUCCAUGCACAUCAAGGGCGACGUCUUCUUGCUGCCCCAUGAUCUCCCGUGCAACGGGACGCUGGAAAUAGACCAGGACUCGCUGGAGGCGUGCCCAGACCACGGAGGUUAUGAUUACUUCGAAGGCAGUGAGAUCCCAUACAUCAUCAUCUGGACCUGCGUGGGUUUACUUCCUUUAGUGGUGGUGCUGUUUGCGUAUAUCUUGUCCAAGUGCAAGCGCUGGCAGUACAACCGGCAGCUGAAUGAGGCGCGUGCGGAGAGGGAGAGACGUCGUCAGCUGCGAAGGACUCUAUCCUGCAGCAUUUCAGUGAUUGACGCAAAGGAGUGGCGAGGGCUGGAGGCGCCGCGUGGGGUGGAGCUGCACCUGACGACCAAGGACACGCUAGAGGUCUUCACGACCAUGGGCUCCCACCUGCGUUCCAUCAAGCUAUCCACCUUGUCCUAUGACAACGUCACGCUCAGUUCCAACAAGAAGCGCAACGUCAUGCUGGUACAGGUGCCCAAGGAGUACGACCUGGUGGUUGUUUUCACCAACGAAGAAGAAAGAAACCAGUUUGUGGAGCAGCUGAUCGAAUUCCUGUCCGACUUCAAUAUCGAGCAAGGUAUUUUCCCCAACAUUCCUGAGAAGGAGCUGUAUAAAAUGGCCGUCACCAAAGAAAAGCGCAAUGCCAUGCUUGAGAAGUUCUUCAAGACCAUUUUCAAAGAGGCUUUCCAGAUGGACUAUGAUCCAGCCCUGGACAGCGCCCAGAUGGACGUCAAGAAACACACCAAGGAGAUCCUGGAGGUAGAACUGUCCAAGGAGGAGUUUGCGGAAGCCAUAGGCUCAAAGGCUGGCUCCGACUUCGUGGAACAUUUCUUCAGCCUCAUUGAUUCAGACAGGAACGGCUAUAUCUCCUUCCGUGAGUUCCUCAACGCUGUCGUCCUCUUCUCAAAAGGAUCGUGCCAAGACAAGCUGCAGACGAUGUUCUACAUGUACGACAUCGAGGCCUCUGGCGUAAUGAGCAAGACCGACAUCGGCAAGAUGUUCCGAUCCUUGCUGGAACUUGCCCAGAGCAAACCAGACGCUCAGGAGGUAGAGAGGCUGGUGGAAUCCUUGGUGUUGAAGGCGGGCCUUCAACAUAAGACGGAAUUCACAUUCGACGACUUCUGUCAGAUUCUGGCACCACAAAUGGACAAACUCUGGAAUGCUUCCUUCGACUGGAAAGGUGUGCCAGAGCGGUCUAAGGUCAUCUCGAACAAAUCAGGAAAGUCUAGCAAAAAGUCAGAGGGAGACAACGUGAGACAAAGAUCGCCAUCUCUUGGCAAUGUUCUGGAUGGUUCUGCAACGAAGAGCGGACGACUGCUGUUCGAGUCCGUCCGUGAGCACUACUCACCACUGAAGGCCAGGGUCAAGCUCAUUAAGCACUUCAUUGAGAACUUCCGCCAACACAUCUUCUUCUUGAUCCUCUUCUACGGCAUCGUGUUUGGGCUCUUUGCUGAGCGCUUCUACUAUUACACUGUCGAGAGAGAGGAGAGCGGCCUGCGCCUGCUGAUGAGCUAUGGGAUCAGCAUGACCCGCGGGGCAGCGGCUGCUGUGUCCUUUACCUUCUGCUUCUUGCUGCUGACCAUGUGCCGAAACUCCAUCACCUACUUGCGCUCCACCGGCUUCAACCAGAUCAUACCUUUCGACUCGCACGUGUCUUUCCACAAGAUCGUGGCCUGGACAGCACUGUUCUUCACGGCGGUACAUGUUCUUGGCUACAGCUUCAACUUCUACCACCUGGUCACCCAGCCCACAUCGUUUCUGUGCAUCUUUGACAGCAUUAUCUUCAGGGCGGAGUUAGUCCCGACCUUCCAGUGGUGGCUGUUUGGAACCUUGACAGGUUUUACUGGCGUCCUUCUCGUCCUGGUGAUCGUCAUCCUGUACGUGUUCGCCACCCAGACGGCCCGCCGACACAUUUUCAGCCUGUUCUGGAUGACCCACAAGCUGUUCAUCGCUCUGUACGUGCUGACCCUGAUUCACGGCGCCUCGGUCAUCGUGCAAAAACCUUUAUUCUUCGCCUACCUCGUCGGCCCCGCUGCCCUUUUCAUGCUGGACAAGCUGGUCAGCCUCAGUCGCAAGAAGACUGAAUUGAGCAUCGUCAGGGCCCAGAAUCUCCCAUCAGACGUGACUAUGAUUGAGUUCAAGCGUCCACCUCGUUUUGAAUACAAGUCGGGUAUGUGGGUCCGCAUCGCCUGCCUUUCCCAGGGCAAAGACGAAUACCAUCCUUUCACCUUGACCUCUGCCCCGCAUGAGGACACGCUAAAGGUACACAUCCGGGCUUUGGGUCCUUGGACUUGGAAUAUACGUCAGACGUUCGACCCCGAAAAUAGCGGACCUGGACGUUUUCCAAAGCUCUACCUAGAUGGCCCAUACGGCGCUGGUCAGCAGGACUGGUAUCAGUACGAAGUGUCUGUGCUUGUGGGUGCUGGUAUUGGUGUCACCCCCUACGCCUCUAUUCUCAAAGACUUUGUCCACAUGUCCUCCAUCAAGUGUACCUACAAAGUUAAAUGUCAAAAGUUGUACUUCAUAUGGAUCACCGGAAGUCAGCGCCAUUUUGAGUGGCUGCUGGACAUUCUGCGGGAGGUGGAGGAGGUUGACCAGCUCGGAAUGGUGGACAUCGACAUCUUCAUCACGCAGUUCUUUCAAAAUUUUGACCUCCGUACAGCCUUGCUGUACAUAUUUGAGGAGCACUUUCAAAAGAUGACAGGCGGGAAGAGCGUCUUCACGGGUCUGAAAGCCACUACCCACUUCGGCCGUCCUCAGAUGAACAAGAUCAUGACCUCUGUGCACAAAGCGCAUCCACAGGUGAGGAAAGUGGGCGUGUUCAGCUGUGGGCCGAGGGGCGUGACCAAAGGCGUGGAGCGAGCAUGCAUGGAAGCAAGCAAGACCACGAAAGCAUUGUUUGAACAUCAUUUCGAAAACUUCUAACAGCCUACGUUUGUCAGCCACGAGUGUCAGAAUCUGUCGGCAGCGGUUAGGCUACGCUCCUUCACCGCCUCCUUUCUCCAACAGAAAACAGACUUUCUGUGAACAAACUUCUUAGCACAGACAUUAGUUAAUGACACAAAUCACUGAAUAACAGAAGGAACCAUCCUUCUGGAUGAACAGCAAAGACCUAAAGGUCAGAUGGUUGUGGAGUCCAUGACCAUGAAUACAGAUCGAGUUGUGAACUAGAGAAAAAUAUUUUCCAUCCAUUUUUUUCAUCCGACCGUUUUCUUUUUUCUUCUGUAAAUGUGAUAUUAGGCGGACAUUUCUAUCUCGAAGGAGAGAAAUGAUGACAAAUGACCAAUUUUAUUAAUCCCAAUGGACAAUUAUAACUAGGGAAAUGUGCUCAGUUGCAAAAACUACGAAAACAUGUGUUAUAAAGUUAUGCUACAUACUAUAAAUGAUAAUGAUAUUAAUAUAUAGAUAAAUAACGUUACGACGAUGUUUAAGAUGACAUGACUGUAUUACAGUAAAUGUAGAUUUUUGUACUUGAAUAAAUGUAGGGGAAAAUGCGGUAUUAGAACAAAUAACUUCCAUUCCUGUUUGUGUAAAUAAUGUUUUUGUCACCAGACAGGCGUACUGUUCAUCUUGAUUUGACAUUUUCUUAAUUAGUGACUGUUACAAAACAGUGAAAUGGCGUUAUUUUGUUAGCAGCUUGCUUUUCUUGGUGUUUAGACUUUAGUUUCCUACGCUUUAUUUUAUUUGCGUUCAAUUUUUUAUUGUAAGAGAGUUAAGCUUUUGUUUUAAAUCAGCGCUUAACUUUUAUUUUGUUACUACUUUGGUUUAGUUUACUAGCGUCUUUUUUUACUUACAUUUUGCUUUCAUGUUUUGGUCUGUUGAGGUCCAUGUGGAUGAGCUGCGUCUUUCGCUAUUUCCGUCAUGCGCACGACACUAUUCGGACUAUGCAAAUAAGCUGGCAUGUCCAAUGUUUAUAGAUACAUUUAUAUUUAUAUCCCAAAUAAGUAAUCUUGCUGCAGAUGAGAACUAGGCGCUUAGCCAUGAUAUUAUGUGAUCACAGCAACUAACUGCGGCUCUAUUUGUCUUCACUUUCAUGCAUCUGUAAUCCUCUUGUAGCCACGAAAUACUGUUUCAUUCAAGAAACUGUUGUAAAAGAUACUGUGGAAGCCAGUGGAGGAAAUGAUGUUUGCUCGUCCGAAUUUAUCUGUUAAUUUAGUCAGUGUCCAUAUUUAAUAAACACGUCACUAUAACUAGAAAUGUCGUUUCUAGAUUGGUAAUCCGUUAAUAGUAGCUACGUUUCCGCCACACCCCCAACUCUCCUCUCUCCCGGACCUCACACACGCAGAAAUCCGUAUCAACCUUUAUAGGGCGCUUUUUUUUUUUUUUUUUUUUGACUAUCGAAGGUUGGCUCAUAGCACUAUGCAUACCUACGCACACAAAGCAAGGAGCACGAGCAUAUACCACAGACAGUGAGCCUGUCUCACACUUGCUCAAACACAUAAACACACACAUGGUGGGGAGGGCGGAAAAAUCGGAGUUCCUGGGAAAUGCAGUCAAGUGUGACAAACAUAUAAAGGUGUGUCGGAACCAGGAUCCGAACUCUCGAAACCCGAUUCCCAACUGUUACUGUGAUGAUGAUAUUAGUCAUUAGUUUCAGUCUGACGCACAGUGGCUGUAUAUGUGAACUGGGGCCAGUGAAACCCGCGCUGGAGAUGGUGCAGCUUAGUACGUAUCCGGGAUACGAUAGGGGCGAGUGGAAGACAACGAAUCAGCACACAAAGCUAGUGAUGUCAAAGAGAUAUCGGAUAAACAAUAAAACUCGGGUAUCCGGGUCCUCCGUGGACUGUCAUUAUUCUCGACCACAAGGCUAAGCCCUGUCUUCAUUCCUUUGUCUCUUCGCAAAGGAGUGAUUUCUGUAUGACUGUGCUAGAUAGCUCUCCUCAUAACGCUUGAGCCUCUUGUUUACAAACUAUCAACUUUCAGCCUCGAUGCAAUACAGUUUCCCUUAACAUUCUCUCAGACUCACACAUACACACUCGAUAUAUCUGAAAAAAAGGCAGUUACCGUGUAUAGGAUAGGAUUCACACUGUUUAUAACUAAACAAACUUUGAUUUUCACUUCCAAAAUGGUCGAGGAUAUUAAGGAACAAACAAAUUUUCUUUGGCGACACCAACUUUACCUGAAUCAUGCGUUUGUACGGAGUUCGUAUGUCUUCAGGUCCAAACAUUUUCAAAACGUUGUUACUUCUAAGAACUCCUUGUAAGAAACAACGUAUAGCACAUCCCACAAAAACUGUGAAAGCAGCUUUUGUCCUUCAUGCUGGUGCAUGGCUGUGAGCUUUCUACCAGAGCAAGAUGUAGCAACAUUUUUGUGAAGUUAAACUCGAAUAUCUUUUUACAAGCUCUUAUAAGCAUUGUACAUAAACAGCUCGGGUAUCCUUUAUAAGCAGUUUUAAGCUGCCAAUACAUAGCAACACCUGUGAUUCCCCAUCUGAAAUUACAGACUGUUUGCUUAAAGGUUUAGUGGCAUGCAGCUCAGUGCAAGAUUCUAUAUACCAAAAUAUGGGCGGAUAACUCUCUUUUGUUCUCAGAGCCAGAAUAUUCUUUUAGUGGUAAAAAAGGUGCCAGCAGUGACAGAGGUUUCUUUUGUGUAAAAACAAUGAUUUGGAGAAAAGAGUGACGUUUCAAAAUUUUGAUGAUGAUUUUUAACAUUCACGGGUUUUUAUGGAGUGCCUUACAGAUUAAAUAUUGUGUAUACAUUUGUAAAUAAAAUAAAACUCUUGAUGGUGUUGGCCCUCUAAAAAAUGCCUUCCAUGGUGAAGAAAUCACACAUACAGCUAGCAAGCAUAUAUCAAUGCUAACUCCUAUUUUCAGUGAUCUUGUGUAUACCCCUCCACAACCUAAGACAGGCUAUUGCAAAGCAUAUCAAUAUUGUAUCACUGCUCUAGCCUUUGAUUUAGGACUCUUGUCAAUAUAUUUUAUUAACAAGAAAUAAGCUCCUAUGCUCUGCUGUUCCCAUCAAUAAAAGCCAUUUGUCAAAACAGUGAUUCAAAGCCAGAUGUCUUUCGGUUAGUUUCUAUGUAAUGAAAUAUUUUUUGCAUCAAAAAGAGCUAUUGUUAGAGUUUGUAAAAAUCUUUUACACAUGUAUUUCAGCAAAGCCAAUAUGUACUGUUUAUUUGAAAUAAAUUUUUCAAAGUUUCAGAAUAA